Marchantia polymorpha subsp. ruderalis is the source of this 4142-nucleotide messenger RNA. Lineage: Eukaryota; Viridiplantae; Streptophyta; Marchantiopsida; Marchantiales; Marchantiaceae. The record is from the annotation of a GenBank genome assembly.
GCCCGCGGUCAAGACGAUGGAGAGAUUUGGGCGAGAGGAAGCUUGGGGAUGCGCCGGGGGCGAGGGCGAGGAGAUGAGUCCAGAGGACGGAGGCGAGGAGGAGGAGGAGGAGGGCGGGCCUGGCCAGGAGAGAUGUGUGCGGUUCAGAGCAGUGUGCGCCCCAGCAGGAAGCGAGUGCACCGAGCAAUCCCGUGCGCUUCGAUCGACUGCGUUGCAUGGGAUGUCGAUUAGAGCUUAGCUUAGCUCGUCAGCUGUGCCGGAUCGCUUCUGCAGCCAGCGCAGCGCGCACGCCCUUGUGCGCAGCGAGCGAAUGUCCGAGGGAUUGUGCUGCUUGCUCUCUCGCGCGCGCUGGAGCUCGCUGAUUGUUCUUCUCUCGCCUGUGCGCCAACCCUAGCUGCUGCUGACGGGUGUUCCCUUGUGGUCUCCUGUCUGCCGGAAUUUGCUGAAGAGGCCGUUGCCAUGCUCCCACAUUCACCUGUCCUUCCCGCAGAAUGCAAGCUCUCGGUUGUCGAUAGCUGCAUAGUGUGAAAUCGCGGGCGUACCUCUUGGAAUUUCUUCUUUUCGCAUGGCCGUGCGAAGUCUGUCAGAGCAUGCCAGUGCUCGACCAGCGGCAGUACGCCUGCAGUAUGAAUUUCGGAUGUGCUUAGAGCAGAGUCGCAAAGCUAGAGGAGCAGCUGUGGCCAGGAGUCACUUCACAGAGCUGUCCUGGAGCUGUUCGGCUUCGGCUUUUUGCCUUUUUUAGGAUUCUGUUGACAUGUCCUCGACGUCAAAACGGAUAGAACUUCAUGCCCUCAACAGAAUCACUGAGAACAGAAACGAAAAUCGGAGCUUAGGUGGUCAAUUCUUCGGCAAGGGAAGUGGACGUUUAGAGCGGUCUGCUUUUGAACCUCCUUGGUGGUGUGCCGGACUCGUCGGAAUUCAUGAUUUAUGGACAGAUUUUACAGGAAGACGGGUGUGCGCAGUGCUUUUAGUGUAAUAUAUUCUUGCUCGCAUUCAACUUGAUGGGCAGGGCCAAAGCUAUUUGUCAAGAUGGAGAUCCAGGCGCUGCAGGAGCAAUUCAGUCAGCUCAAUGCGACCGUUUACCAACUGGAGGAGAGGCUUGGUCGAAAUCACUUGAUGACCUCCAACCUUUGGAAGAUACAGGCCUCAAUUUUUGUUUUCUUUAUGCAGGUGGGCUUUUCUUUAGUGGAGGCAGGAACUGUUCGGCUGAAAAAUACUCGCAGCAUUAUGGUGAAAAAUGUUCUCGAUACUUGUGUCUGUGUAAUAGCCUUUUGGAUCUUCGGCUAUGCAUUUGGAUUUGGCUAUGGCUCCAAGUACAUUGGCUGGGAGUUCGAAAGCGGCAAAGAAGCCUUCUUCGGAUCGCGAGGACAAGUUGAUUUCUUCUUCCAGUUUUCUUUCGCAGCUACUUGUGCAACGAUCAUUGCAGGAGCUGUGGCUGAACGGACACAACUGCUUGCUUACCUUGUGUACAGUUUCUGCUUAAGUUCCUUCAUCUACCCUGUUAUAGCACACUUGAUAUGGUCCAAUUCCGGUCUCCUUAGUGCAAGCUCCGAACAUAAGGUCCUGGGGACUCAUGGAGUUCUAGACAAUGCUGGUUCCAUGGUUGUGCAUGUAACCGGUGGCGUUACAGCCCUAGUUGGAUCUUGGAUGGUGGGUCCGCGGAUAGGUCGCUUCGAUAUCGACGGAAAACCGAUACCAAUGAAGAGUCAUUCCAUGGUAUUUACGGCAGCGGGCACACUUAUUCUUUGGGUUGGCUUUUUCGGAUUCAACACAGCCCCUGUUGACUACAACAAAGAUGAUGGUCUCGCCUGGACCUCUGAACUUGCGAGAGUAGCAUGUAAUACAGCAUUGUCAGCAGCGUUCUCUGGCAUUGCUGUCUUUUCUACACAGCAGUUGAUCAGAAAGAGAUCCAAACCCGAAGACGUUUUCAACUCAGUACUGGGAGGCUUGGUUGCAGCUUGCGCUACAAGCGGUGUUGUCCGCCCUUACGCUGCUGCAAUCAUCGGGUUUGUGGCCGGAUAUGUCUACCUUGGCGGAGUGUGGGUUUUGAUGAAGUUGCAAAUUGAUGAUGUGGUAAUGGCGGCACCCGUCCAUCUAUUUUGUGGUACUUGGGGCGGACUUGCUGUGGGCUUCUUCGCCGCUCCAUAUGAGAUCCGCCUGACAUUUGGGAUUGACGAGCCUAGCGCAUGGGGAUUGUUUCACGGUGGUGGGUUAGCUCAGCUGGGAACUCAGGUCAUUGGAUUGCUAGUCGUGUACAUAUGGGUUGGAGUGACAACGUUCAUAGUUUUCUAUGCGUUGGCUUAUUUCAAUGCGCUAAGGGUUGACCGGCAGUUAGAAGAGGGAGGAUUAGAUUUGGCUUUUCAUGGAGGAUCUGACAGGGAAACGGAUGCAUGGAAUGGAGAACAUAGGAGACCUUUCAGUGUAAUCAAGGAUCGGAAAAUAUUUUCAGUCAGUAAACUUCGGUCCAGGUGUAGUAUGAUAUCCUUAUCAGGUCAGCGGAGAGGGGAGAGGUCCCUUAGAAGUUCCAUGUGGUACAAGCCGCUGAAAAGCACCGCUUAUGGAGAGUUCUCAUUUGCUAUGUACGAAGCUAAUUACUUCAUGGAGGAUGCCGGAGAGGUGGAAGCCACGAGUAGUGGCGUGUAUAUUGGCGUUCACGAUGGCCAUGGUGGUGCGGAGGCCGCCACAUUCCUCAAAGAACGUCUUUAUCAGACCAUGAAAGAUCGUUUUUUGAAACAGAAUGGAGUGGUGACUGUGGAUGCUAUCAGAGAUGCCUUUUUAGACACCGAAGAAGCAUUUGUGAAUAUUGUUAGAGAUGCGUUCCCGAAAUCUCCACAUCUUGCUACUGUGGGAUCUUGUUCAUUGGUCGCUAUAGUGAGCGGAGAUACUUUGUACGUUGCCAAUGUUGGAGACGCUAGAGCAGUGCUGGGUGCCACCCGAGGAAUCGAGGUGACAGCCAUUCAAUUAUCAGUCGACCACAACGUGAAUGACACCGAAUGCAGGGAGGCGUACAUGAAAGAGCAUGAACUUUGCUGUGGGGGUGAUAACCUAGUGUGGGAGAGGAACGGGAAGUGGAGGGUGAAGGGUAGACUGCAGUUAACGAAGUCUUUCGGGGACUUGUGCAUGAAGUACGCUGAAUUCAACAGAGAGCCAUUAUUUUCCAGGUUCCGCAUUCCAGAACCGUUCAAGCCUCCUAUCAUAUCGGUGGAUCCAUCUGUUAAUGUACAUCAGCUUACAAUCAACGAUGAGUUCCUGAUAUUGGCUUCUGAUGGUCUUUGGGAGUACCUAACCAAUGAAGAAGCAGUUGAAAUCGUGAAUACCUCUCCAAGAAAGGAUAUCGCUCGGGUGCUUAUAAAAAGUGCUCUACAAAUAGCAGCCAGGACUCGUGAAGUCCCGUACAAUGAUCUUGUCCACAUGCCCAGUGGACAACGGCGGGAAUAUCACGAUGAUAUGACCGUCAUUGUAUUUUUCUUCAAGCAUGGAUCCAGGAGGCACGAUGGAGAAAAUGGCUGGAAACAUUCCAUGUCUGUGAAGGGAGGUCAAGCAGCAAAGAUUGCUUUGAAUGCAAUCUCUGCUCACAUGCACAAAGCAUCGGGUCACCAUGGGAGAUCUCGCCCUCUGUCAUCACCCCCUCAUGAGACUGUUAUCAUUGACCUUUAGAGCUUCUUGUUCAGUCUCCUGUACAUAGGUUUGUAAAGGUCUGUGCGGGAUCUCUGGACCAUACUAGUCUUGAAGAGAAGCCUGUGUAGAUGAGAAAACGAGGGAGGUCCUCUGAAAAUUUUCUUCUGUAUGUAGAGUAAAUCACCAAUCAGCAACUACGGUUGCAACCUGGGGUUGCGAACAAAGAGCGACCCCUCAUAGCAAAUGCGAGUAAAAGUCUUGCUUCGAAUUUCGGUAGCUUCGUAAAGUGACUGCUACUCGAAUUCCUCAUGGACUGUUACCUUUUCUUUCAAGAGCUUAGAAACGAGGUUUCACCCGAGAAGCCAUCCUUAGCCAACAGCCAGGAAGGUGAUAUCAUGAGUUUGGUCGCUUGCAACGUGUAAUACUAAUCAUUUGUUGAUACUUGCGAGUCGGAAGCAUUAUGCGAUUCUUAUUUACAUCUUAUUUUUCUUGGACAGACAAUAAAGAUAAGGCUGACAAUUAUC